Tarenaya hassleriana is the source of this 727-nucleotide messenger RNA. RefSeq lists its product as uncharacterized. Bases 49 to 375 code for a protein of 108 amino acids. Gene Ontology annotation, molecular function: anaphase-promoting complex binding. The transcript has 3 exons. Gene Ontology annotation, biological process: negative regulation of organ growth. Lineage: Eukaryota; Viridiplantae; Streptophyta; Magnoliopsida; Brassicales; Cleomaceae. The record is from RefSeq and is a predicted model, not a curated record.
AGAGAAGGCACCGAGAUCCCGGGUAAACGUCGUUUUGGAGCUUUCCUGAUGAACAGUUUGUCUCCCGCUCAUUCGUCGGUAUCGACGACCGCCGUCGCUGGAGGCGGCGGAAGCAGUGGCGCCGCCGCCGGUUUGGAAGAAUUCCAUUUUCCGCCUGACAUCGCUUCUAUUCAGGAGCGCAAGGACGAAGCCAUGCGCGUAUUGAAGGCCGAUUUAAUGGCUGAACUAGACAGGCAGGUUAAGUCUUUGGACGAUGACAACUGGAUAUUCGAAGGUCCUCGUUCACGUAUCAAUCUUAUAUCCAGAAGAGGUGGGUAUCUGCAUAAACAAGAUGAGGCUGCAAAGAACACAGGAUUGGCUCAGCUACCUAAAUGACCACUUUUGAUUCUCAUGGCAUCUCUUCAUGUAAUUCCACAACUCAGUUCUAUACGCCACGAUUGUCAAGAAGAGCAAGCAUUUAUCUGCCAACAAUUCUCAGGGCAUCAUCGGCAAUGGCCACCGGAAAACCGAAACCCUCUGUGCCCUGAACACCAUCCGGCCAGACCAAGACGACGACAGUCCUUUUUCUUCAUCCUCGCUUGAGAAAGUUUAGUCCUUUUUUCCUUUUUCCCGUCUGCGAAAGCUACAAAAACACAUUAUACAGGGCUUGUUAGGGAAACCGAAACAGCUAAUGAUGGCCUUGAUUUCCAGUCGCCAAUAAACGUAACUCAGAUUGAUUUCUUUCGGA